Molecule: messenger RNA, 1931 nt
Organism: Polistes canadensis
Lineage: Eukaryota; Metazoa; Arthropoda; Insecta; Hymenoptera; Vespidae
Product: putative fatty acyl-CoA reductase CG8306
Exons: 8
Coding region: 178-1713 (511 amino acids)
Biological process (GO): long-chain fatty-acyl-CoA metabolic process
Cellular component (GO): peroxisome
Molecular function (GO): alcohol-forming very long-chain fatty acyl-CoA reductase (NADP+) activity
Source: RefSeq, a predicted model, not a curated record
GUUCGUUAUGCUUCACGUUUAGAAAGAAGAGAGGCAAACUUGUUCGCAGUUCUAACUACAGAUUCCAAGAGACAGUAAGAAAAGACCGUUUUUAUAAAGUUUUCGAUAGACGAUUACAAUUAAAUAAUUGAUAAUUAAACUCGUUGAUAAAAGAAAUCAAAGAAAACAAUAGAAAAAAUGACGUUAGAGAAGAAAAUGUCAGUGCGAGAGUUUUACAACGGGAAAAGCAUUUUUCUGACUGGUGGAACUGGAUUUCUUGGUAUUAAUUUGAUCGAAAAGCUUCUCCGAGCAUGCCCUGAUUUAGAGAAUAUUUAUUUGCUUAUGAGAAAUAAAAAGGACAAACAAGUUAAGCAGAGACUGGAAGAGUUAACGAUGAAUCCGAUUUUUUAUAGACUGAAAAAUGGAGCAAGAGCGGAGUAUCUUGAGAAAUUAAUUGCUGUUACUGGCGAUGUCAGCGAAGAAAAUCUUGGUUUAUCUGAAGAAGAUAGGAAAAAAAUUACAGAAAAUGUAGAGAUUGUCAUACACUCUGCUGCCACUUUGGAUUUUGAAGCUAACUUAAAAACAAAUGUUAACAUUAAUUUGCUGGGUACUCGCAGAAUUAUUCAGUUGUGUCAUGAAAUAAAAAAUCUCAAGGCUUUCAUCCAUGUUUCCAGUGCAUAUGUUAAUUCAAUGCUGUUGGACGUAGAUGAAAAAAUUUAUCCAGCUCCAGCUGAUGUUAAGGAAGUAUUAAAGAUGAUAGAAGAGCUGAACGAAAAAGAAUUAGAAGAAGAGACACCUAAGAUAUUAGGAAGUCAUCCUAAUUCUUACACAUUUACCAAACAUUUGGCUGAGCAUGAAGUAGGUAAUGCUUCCUUGCCAUCUGCGAUAGUACGACCUUCUAUGAUUGUAGGAUCCUGGAAGGAGCCAGAACCUGGAUGGACCAUAUCAAAAAAUGGGCCAACGGGCUUUAUCAUGGGUGCUAGUAUGGGAGUUGUACGGAGGUUACCUAUCGCUAAACAUUUAAUAUACGAUUACAUUCCAGUAGAUGUUGUUUCAAAUACUAUCGCUACCGCUGCUUAUGCUGUUAAUCGUGACGGUGGGACUGACGUAAAAGUAUAUCAUUGUACAUCUAGUACAACAAAUCCUUUUAAAUGGGAAAGCAUAGAGUCGAAAAUAACAAUAUUUCUACGUGAUUUUCCAUUGUUGAAGGCUGUUUGGUAUCCAAAUCUCAAAUUUGUUCGCUCAAUAUUCUUAUUUAAACUUGCUGCCUUUUUUGUACAUAUAAUUCCUGCAAUGAUAUUGGACACACUUACUCGUUUUAGUGGAAAACGUCCGAUAUUAUUACGUAUGCACAGGAACAUUAAUAAAUCGCUAGACCGUCUUGAAAAAUUCAUUUUUACAGAAUGGAAGUUUCAUAAUCCAAAUUAUAUGAAUUUAAGUAAUUCUUUGACCAAGGAAGAUGAGGAAGAUUUCUAUCUGAACAUUAAAACAUUAGUUUGGGAUGAUUACUUCCUAGAUUUGGUAAUAGGUUGUAGAAAAUAUCUAAGUAAGGAACCUAAUGAAACAAUCGACAAAGCGCGUUUGAAACAGAAGAAAUUGCAGAUGGCUCAUGUAGCCCUUCAAGUUCUAUUAUUUGGAUUUAUUUUGUGCUUUUUGAAAUUUAUGUUCAACACAACUUGGUUUAAAGUAGGCAUGGCUUUACCGGCCAUAUAUUUUUUCUUCGAGAUGUUUUAAAUAUUAUGCAAGAGUUGCUUUGCGUUCAUUGUUUAUAUAAAAUAGAUCUGAGGUGGUGGCAGAUUUUGUUAAAUAACGCUGCUAUUCAUUUAUUUACUUUAAAAAAGUAAAAUCGUUUAAGAACAUUGUUCUGUGCGUUCAAAAUACAUUGUACAUUUUUAUAUACAUAUACACACACUUAUAUCUCUCAAAUUGAAUAUAAUAUAUUUCUACGAAAA